AGCAGCAAGCGAACAGCGAGCAGCGAACGGCGAAGCGGCGAUCUCCUCUCCGUCUCUCUCCGUGGCGGGGGCUGAGCAUGGAAGAGCCGCCGGAGGGGCACGGCCACCACCGGGACGCGGCGCCGCCGGGGCCGGCGAACGGCGGAGGCGGCGGUGGAGGCGGCAGCGACGGCGACAGCGCUCCGGUGUCCCCCAGCCCCGCGCCCGCCUCCCCCGCCGCGCCCUGCCCCCUGCCCCUGCCCCGCCGCCGCCCCCCGCCGCCGCCGCCGCCCCGCACCACUAACUUCUUCAUCGACAACAUCCUCCGGCCGGACUUCGGCUGCAAGAAGGAGCUGCCCGCCGCCACCGGUGCUGCGACGGGAGGAGGAGGAGGAGGAGGAGGCGGCCGGGAACAGCGGGACGGAGCGCAGAGCGCAGGUAGAGAGAACGUCAACCCGCUGCUGGCCCGGCCGCCCCACGCGCCCUCCUCCGCGCUCCUCUGCCCGGACUCGAACUGCGCUCCCGACGGCUCCGCGCCCGCCGGCACCGCCGCCAAAGCGAAUCCCGGAACGGCCGCGGGAGCUGCGGGGUCUGCGGGGGCGGCCAAGGCACAGGGAGACGGCGGCGAGACUCCGGCAGCCAAGUACGGGGAGCACGGCAGCCCCGCCAUCCUCCUCAUGGGCUCUAAUAAUGGAGGAGCCGUGCUCAAGCCCGACUCGCAGCAGCCGCUGGUAUGGCCCGCCUGGGUGUACUGUACGCGAUACUCCGACCGGCCUUCCUCGGGACCCCGCACCAGGAAGCUGAAGAAGAAGAAGACGGAGAAGGAGGACAAACGGCCGCGCACCGCCUUCACGGCCGAGCAGCUGCAGCGGCUGAAGGCGGAGUUCCAGGCGAACCGCUACAUCACGGAGCAGCGGCGGCAGAGCCUGGCCCAGGAGCUGAGCCUCAACGAGUCCCAGAUCAAGAUCUGGUUCCAGAACAAGCGGGCCAAGAUCAAGAAAGCGACGGGCAUCAAAAACGGGCUGGCGCUGCACCUCAUGGCCCAGGGACUGUACAACCAUUCCACCACCACGGUGCAGGACAAAGAGGAGAGCGAGUGACGGCCCCGCGCCGACAGGUGCCAGGAACACAGAGCUAUUGUCUAUCCAUAGUAUAAGGACUGCGAACGAGAAAAAAAGAAAUAUGAACGCUUACAAAAAAAAAAAAAAAAAAAAAAUCUCUAUAUAGCCAAACAUAUGACCUUGUAUAUAUUUAAUUUCAGGUAAGAAAUAUGUGUAGCGAUCUCUAUUUGCUGGACGGUUUCUCUCUCCCCUUCUCUCUCCCUCUCUCUUUUGUUCGUUUGUUGCUUUCCUUUCCUCCCCACGUCCGUCGCUCUUCGUUUUUGGUGUCCGCCUCCGCUCUUCCGUUCGAUCCAUAUUUGUGUGUGUGUGUGAAUUUCUGUCUCUCUCUCUCCCUCUCUUAUUUUUAUUUUUUUUUUCCCGAGGAAAAAAAAAAAAAUAAAUCUGAUCCACAGACUGCGAGGCUGAACGGCCGCUCCAAGCCAAAGAUUUUAUUAUGUUCAGAAAUCUGUAGUCUGAAAUAAAGUGUAGGCUGUGCUCAGCA
This is a messenger RNA of Tympanuchus pallidicinctus (lesser prairie-chicken), 1581 nucleotides long. RefSeq names its product engrailed homeobox 1 (gene EN1). The coding region runs from base 78 to 1079 and encodes 333 amino acids. Gene Ontology annotation, biological process: multicellular organism development; regulation of transcription by RNA polymerase II; neuron differentiation. The transcript has 2 exons. Lineage: Eukaryota; Metazoa; Chordata; Aves; Galliformes; Phasianidae. Gene Ontology annotation, cellular component: nucleus. The record is from RefSeq and is a predicted model, not a curated record. Gene Ontology annotation, molecular function: RNA polymerase II cis-regulatory region sequence-specific DNA binding; DNA-binding transcription factor activity, RNA polymerase II-specific.